Molecule: messenger RNA, 294 nt
Organism: Suillus subalutaceus
Lineage: Eukaryota; Fungi; Basidiomycota; Agaricomycetes; Boletales; Suillaceae
Exons: 2
Coding region: 1-294 (97 amino acids)
Source: RefSeq, a predicted model, not a curated record
AUGGAUAUUUUGUCAGUAAUUUUUGCGAGUGGUGGUGAGGAUAGCGACGAGGAGAAGGAUCGCAUGGGCAAUGUUGAUGAGAUGAGCGAGCCCCCUGCCGUCUCUGUGUCGUUCAAUCCGGGCCCGGAUGUCAAACCACCACCGGCGAAUGCCUACCUUCAGACCCAGAGAAAUAAACCGAAAGACACAGACGAAGGAAAACAAAAACAAAAAAAGAAGGGUUCCAAGGGUGGCGCGCCGGUUUCUUUUGAUGUAGACGAGGAUGGUGGAGAGUCAUUUUCGCUCACUGGAUAG